This is a messenger RNA of Trichophyton benhamiae CBS 112371, 327 nucleotides long. RefSeq lists its product as uncharacterized. Lineage: Eukaryota; Fungi; Ascomycota; Eurotiomycetes; Onygenales; Arthrodermataceae. The transcript has a single exon. The record is from RefSeq and is a predicted model, not a curated record. Bases 1 to 327 code for a protein of 108 amino acids.
AUGCACGGCCAACAGCUCAUAAAAUUGAGCACGGCUGGCAAUAGGCGAGAAGUGCCGGUUCCUUGCAUCACAUAUGAUGCCAUGGAUACAUGCCAGCAAACACAACAAGUAGAAUCAAGUUGCAAGCUGUUCGUUGUCUCGGGCUCAGACGUUCGACGUCGUCAAAAGAUGCUCAAAAGGGAAUACCGGUCACGUGAUGACUUCCAAAUAUUGAACGACGACGACGAUGAGGACGGCGACAACGACCAUGACGAUGACGAUGACGAUGAUGACGAUGAGGAGGAGCACAAGGAAGACCACCGGCCAGUUCGGUUAGAACAAGGGUAG